AUGUCUGCAUCAGAUACAAAUACAAGUAUUGGAUUUGAACGGCCCAGAUUGGUUGCCAAGAAAAUCUUGGCCAAGCCUCAGAGUGAAGGCGAUGGUGCUGUUGUUAGAAGAAGCAUUGGAAGGCCGGAGUUGAAGUCUUUGGAUCCCUUCCUUAUGUUGGAUGAAUUUGCAGUUACACCUCCUGCUGGAUUUCCUGACCAUCCACAUAGAGGUUUUGAGACUGUUACAUACAUGCUACAAGGCACGUUCACUCAUCAAGAUUUUGCGGGUCACAAGGGCACAAUACGAACAGGUGAUGUGCAGUGGAUGACUGCAGGAAGGGGUAUAAUUCACUCGGAAAUGCCUGCAGGAGAAGGUACUCAAAGAGGUUUGCAGUUGUGGAUAAAUCUCUCAUCCAAAGACAAAAUGAUUGAACCUAGAUACCAAGAACUACUGAGUGAGGACAUCCCAAAGGCAGAGAAAGACGGGGUCGAGGUCAAAAUCAUUGCAGGAGAAUCGAUGGAGGUUCAAUCUCCAGUUUACACUCGAACUCCAACAAUGUAUCUCGAUUUCACCCUAAAACCCAAUGCUCAACAUCAUCAAAGCAUCCCAGAAUCUUGGAAUGCUUUUGUCUACAUAAUUGAAGGUGAAGGGGCCUUUGGUCUUCAGAAAUCAGUGCCCAUAAAGGCACACCAUGUCUUAGUUUUUGGUCCGGGUGAGGGUCUAAGUGUAUGGAACAAAUCUUCCAAUCCAUUGAGAUUUGUUUUGGUAGGUGGGCAGCCACUGAAUGAACCAGUGGUUCAGCAUGGUCCUUUUGUGAUGAACACACAAGCUGAAAUAGACAAGACCAUCGAAGACUAUUAUUACAGCAAGAAUGGUUUCGAAAUGGCAAGACACUGGAGAUCUCAAUGA
Molecule: messenger RNA, 891 nt
Organism: Fraxinus pennsylvanica
Lineage: Eukaryota; Viridiplantae; Streptophyta; Magnoliopsida; Lamiales; Oleaceae
Source: the annotation of a GenBank genome assembly